AUGGAUCAUUUCUUUUUUAAAAGAAAGAGGAAUAAUGAAGCAAAAUAUGCAGAAGCAUGUUCAAGUUCUACUGCUGGAUCUGGAAGUAUGAAUAGUGACAAUAUUGAUAAAACUAUUGGCUCUAAUCUGCAAACAUCAACUUCAUUUGAGCCAUGUUUCAAAAAGAAAAAAGUAACUGCAAGGCGUUGUAAUGAAGAUUAUUUAAAAUAUGGUUUUAUCAAAUGUGAAAAACCCUUUGAAAAUGACAGACCUCAGUGUCUUAUUUGUAAUAAUAUUCUUGCAAAUGAAAGCUUAAAACCUGCAAAAUUAAAAAGGCGCUUAGAAACACAGCAUGCUGAACUUAUUGAUAAGCCUCUUGAAUAUUUUCAAAGAAAGAAAAUAGUUGUAAAGUCAUCAACACAAUUUCUUAGCUGCUCUACUACUGUUAGUGAGAAAACCUUAUUAUCAUCAUAUUUAGUUGCAUAUCGUGUGGCAAAAGAGAAGCUCACACAGCUGCUGAAAAAAAUUAUUCUUCCAGCAUGUUUGGAUACGGUGCGUACAAUUUUUGAUGAUAAAUCUGCUGAUAAAUUAAAAACGAUUCCUAGUAAUAACACAAUAUCUCUUCGAAUUUGUAUGAUUGCCGAACAUUUAGAGGCAAUGCUUAUUACUCAGUUACAGUCGGGAAUGGAUUUUGCAAUCCAGCUUGAUGAAAGCACAGAUACUGGAAGCUGCACAGCACUUUUAGUCUAUGUAAGAUAUGCGUGGCAAGGCGAUUUUAUGGAGGAUUUUUUGUGUUGUUUAAACUUAACCUCACACCUAAGUGGAUUAGAUAUUUUCACAGAAUUAGAAAAGUGCAUUUUUGGUCAGUAUAAAUUAAACUGGAAAAACUGCAAAGGAAUUACAAGUGACGGAACAGCAAACAUCACUGGAAAACAGAGCAGAGUAAUUAAAAAAUUGCUAGAAGUUACUAGUGGUGUGUGGAAUCAUUGUUUUAUACAUCAUGAAGUAUUAGCAUCCAGAGAGAUUCCACAGAAGCUCAUGGAAGUAUUGAAAAAGGCAGUGAAAGUUGUUAACUUUAUUAAAGGAAGCUCAUUAAACAGCCGACUUCUUGAAAUGUUUUGUUCAGAGAUUGGAGCUAAUUAUACCCACUUACUGUUUCACACCAAAGUUCGUUGGUUGUCUCAAGGGAAAAUACUGAGCAGGGUUUACGAACUCAGGAAUGAGAUACACGUUUUUCUUACUGAAAAGAAGUCUCAUUUGGCAACUAUUUUUGAGGAUGAUAUUUGGGUAACGAAACUGGCAUAUUUAACUGAUAUUUUUGGCAUCCUUAAUGAACUACGUUUAAAACUACAGGGGAAAAACAGUGACAUAUUCCAACAGGCCGAAUGUAUCCAAGGAUUCCAGAAGGCAUUACUGUUGUGGCAAGCGAAGCUUAAAAGCAAUCGUCCUAGCUACUACAUGUUUCCAAGGUUUUUGCAGCACAUUGAAGAGAAUGUUAUCAAUGAAAACAUUUUGGAAGAAAUAAAACUAGAGAUAUUGUUGCACCUCACUUCUCUCUGUCAAACCUUUAACCAUUUAUUCCCAGAAGAGAAAUUUGAAACAUUAAGACAGAAUUGUUGGGUAAAAGAUCCGUUUGCUUUUUGAAACCCAGAAUCAAUAAUUGAGUUAAACUUGGUGCCUGAAGAAGAAAAUGAAUUAUUGCAGCUCAGUUCUUCAUAUACAUCGAAGAAUGAUUAUGAAACACUAAGUGUAUCAGCAUUUUGGAUUAAGAUAAAGGAAGACUUUCCUUUGAUAAGUCAAAAGAGUAUCCUGCUAUUAUUACCAUUCACAGCAACUAGUUUGUGUGAAAUAGGAUUUUCGGUCUUAACCCAGUUAAAAGCAAAGGAAAGGACCGGAUUAAAUGGCGCAGCAGAUAUGCGAGUAGCAUUAUCCUCCUGUGUUCCAGACUGGAAUGAACUUAUGAAUGGGCAAGCACACCUACCACGUUAAAUAAAUCUUUUUUUUUUUUAAUUGGAGUAUAGUCACUUUACAAUGUUGUGUAAACAAAUCUUACCUGGUUUUUGUUUCUGCAGUUCUCAUUUUGUGAUUUUUUUAUCUGUUGUAUUUAAAUGUUAAUAUAGCAGUGUAUGUGAUAACUUUGUUUUUAUUUUUGUUAUAUUUUAAUACUAAUAAAAUCAGUGUAAUUUUAUGUU
This is a messenger RNA of Aethalodelphis obliquidens (Pacific white-sided dolphin), 2171 nucleotides long. RefSeq names its product zinc finger BED-type containing 11 (gene ZBED11). The transcript has a single exon. NCBI's taxonomy places the organism in Eukaryota, Metazoa, Chordata, Mammalia, Artiodactyla, Delphinidae. The record is from RefSeq and is a predicted model, not a curated record.